AUGGUUGGAAAACUCAAACAAAACUUGUUAUUGGCAUGUCUGGUGAUCAGCUCAGUGACAGUGUUUUAUUUGGGGCAACAUGCUAUGGAAUGUCACCACAGAAUAGAAGAACGCAGCCAGCCAGUGAGGAUGGAAAGUGGGAGAACCACAAUAAGAACUGUCUUUAACUUAAAAGCAAAUAAAACCUUUGCUUACAAUAAAGACAUGCCUUUAAUAUUUAUUGGAGGGGUGCCUCGAAGUGGCACUACACUAAUGCGUGCCAUGCUAGAUGCUCACCCCGAUAUCCGUUGUGGAGAAGAGACUAGGGUAAUCCCUCGAAUUCUGGCAGUUAAGCAGAUGUGGGCCAGAUCAAGUAAAGAGAAAAUCAGACUGGAUGAAGCUGGGGUGACAGAUGAAGUUCUGGACUCAGCCAUGCAAGCCUUUUUAUUGGAAAUCAUUGUUAAACACGGGGAACCUGCUCCCUAUUUGUGUAAUAAAGAUCCUUUUGCUCUGAAGUCCUUAACUUAUCUUGCCAGAAUUUUCCCCAAUGCCAAAUUUCUUUUAAUGGUACGGGAUGGUCGUGCAUCGGUGCAUUCCAUGAUAUCUAGAAAAGUCACCAUAGCUGGGUUUGACCUUAACAGCUACAGGGACUGUUUGACCAAAUGGAAUCGUGCUAUAGAGACUAUGUAUAACCAGUGUAUGGAGGUUGGUUUUGAAAGAUGCAUGCUGGUACACUAUGAACAACUUGUAUUGCAUCCUGAAAGGUGGAUGAGAAAUCUAUUAAAGUUUCUCCACAUUCCAUGGAACCAAGCAGUGCUACACCAUGAGGAAAUGAUUGGGAAAGCAGGUGGUGUCUCUCUUUCAAAAGUUGAAAGAUCUACAGAUCAAGUAAUCAAACCAGUCAAUGUGGAAGCUUUGUCCAAAUGGGUUGGGAAGAUACCUUCAGAUGUUCUACAAGACAUGCCAGUGAUUGCACCAAUGUUAGCAAAACUUGGCUACGAUCCAUAUGCCAAUCCACCAAAUUAUGGAAAGCCAGAUCAAAAAGUUCUUGAAAACACACGACGGGUCUAUAAAGGUGAAUUUCAGCUCCCUGAUUUUCUUAAAGAAAUGCCACAGCCAAAGAAGACCGUAGAAAGGAAGUCCCGUGGCAAGAUAAAAUGAACAUGGACCAGUAAA
Messenger RNA from Emys orbicularis (European pond turtle), 1155 nucleotides. RefSeq names its product tyrosylprotein sulfotransferase 1 (gene TPST1). Bases 1 to 1140 code for a protein of 379 amino acids. The record is from RefSeq and is a predicted model, not a curated record. Gene Ontology annotation, cellular component: Golgi apparatus. Gene Ontology annotation, molecular function: protein-tyrosine sulfotransferase activity. NCBI's taxonomy places the organism in Eukaryota, Metazoa, Chordata, Testudines, Emydidae. Gene Ontology annotation, biological process: peptidyl-tyrosine sulfation. The transcript is spliced from 4 exons.